Molecule: messenger RNA, 2277 nt
Organism: Delphinapterus leucas (beluga whale)
Lineage: Eukaryota; Metazoa; Chordata; Mammalia; Artiodactyla; Monodontidae
Source: RefSeq, a predicted model, not a curated record
UAGGCGACUCUGAACCAGCGCGAUGGCGACUCCCGUCAACGGAGCCCCCGUGGAUGCCAACUUGUGGUCCUCGCAUGAGAAGAUGCUGGCGCAGCCCCUGAAAGAUAGCGACGUGGAGGUUUACAACAUCAUUAAGAAGGAGAGUAACCGGCAGAGGGUCGGCCUGGAGCUGAUCGCCUCCGAGAACUUUGCCAGCCGGGCUGUUCUGGAGGCCCUGGGUUCUUGCCUAACCAACAAGUACUCCGAGGGGUACCCGGGCCAAAGGUACUACGGCGGGACGGAAUUCAUCGAUGAGCUGGAGGUCCUCUGUCAGAAGCGAGCGCUGCAGGUCUAUGGCCUGGACCCCCAGGGCUGGGGAGUCAAUGUCCAACCCUACUCAGGCUCCCCCGCAAACUUCGCGGUGUACACAGCCCUGGUGGAGCCCCACGGCCGCAUCAUGGGCCUGGACCUGCCCGACGGGGGCCACCUGACCCACGGGUUCAUGACCAACAAGAAGAAGAUCUCCGCUACGUCCAUCUUUUUCGAAUCUAUGCCCUACAAGGUGAACCCCGACACCGGCUACAUCAACUACGACCAGCUGGAGGAGAAUGCCCGCCUCUUCCACCCGAAGCUCAUCAUCGCAGGGACCAGCUGCUACUCCCGGAACCUGGACUACGCCCGGCUGCGUGAGAUCGCUGACGACAACGGGGCGUAUCUCAUGGCCGACAUGGCACACAUCAGUGGGCUGGUGGCGGCCGGCGUGGUGCCCUCCCCCUUCGAGCACUGCCACGUGGUGUCCACCACCACCCACAAGACCCUGCGGGGCUGCCGCGCCGGCAUGAUCUUCUACAGGAAGGGAGUGCGCAGCGUGGACCCGAAGACGGGCAGAGAGACUCGCUACAACCUGGAGUCACUCAUCAACUCUGCCGUGUUCCCAGGCCUGCAAGGGGGCCCCCACAACCACGCCAUUGCUGGGGUGGCGGUGGCUCUGAAGCAGGCCAUGACUCCGGAGUUCAGACUCUACCAGCGCCAGGUGCUGGCCAACUGCAGGGCUCUGGCCGAGACUUUGAUGGGGCUGGGCUACAAAGUGGCCACAGGUGGUUCUGACAACCACUUGAUCCUCGUGGACCUCCGCUCUAAAGGCACAGACGGCGGCCGGGCUGAGAAGGUGCUGGAAGCCUGUUCCAUCGCCUGCAACAAGAACACCUGCCCAGGUGACAAAAGCGCCCUGCGGCCCAGCGGACUGCGCUUGGGGACCCCGGCGCUGACAUCCCGAGGACUCUUGGAAGAAGAUUUCCAAAAAGUUGCCCAUUUUAUUCACAGAGGGAUAGAGCUGACCCUGCAGAUCCAGGACACCGUGGGGGUGAAGGCUACCCUGAAGGAGUUCACGGAGAAGCUGGCAGGGGCCGAGGAUCACCAGCGGGCUGUGGCGGCACUCAGGGCGGAGGUGGAGAGCUUCGCCGCCCUCUUCCCUCUGCCCGGCCUGCCCGACUUCUAGAGGAGUGCCCGCCCGCCCAGGGACCCAGCGCCCUGGAGGCCCCACACAGGUCCCGUUUCGGACUUUGCUUUUUUUACCUUGUUCACAAACCAACAUUUGUUUAAGGCUCAGUGUUAGUCAUCCUGGGACAAGUUAUUAAGGAGUUUAAAUCUGAACCUCACUUUCUCACAGCUACGCAUAGUUGUUCUGGAAAAAUGAAAUACAAUUUAGCCAUUCAGCCUUAAUUAUCCAGACGGGUGGAGGGCAGAGUUACUGGGAAGACUCCACUCUUAAGAGUCCCUGGGCUUCCCUGACUUGCUGCGGCAGCCAGAAGCACCGAAGUUCGAGCUUGGAAGAGCUGCCCGUUGCUAUCUGCUCCCCCGUGGGCACCAAAAGAGGACUCAGUUAUAACCGUCGCAAACGAGGAGGGAGCGUCCUGGCCCUUCUGCUGUGCUUUCAAUCAGAAUCACAAGUUAGACGGGUCUAUUCAGGUGCCACCCAGCUCCGUGGGAGUGCCGCUUACAGCACCUGGGCAGGAGGGGGAUGUGAUCCCCUUCCCCCAGCCCAGGGCAGGCAGGCCAGGAAACCUGGUCCCAAGCCGCUGAGUAGACAACCACCUCCCUCCCGUGAUCGGGAAACCAGAGGUCACCUUCCCACAGAAACUUUAUUUUUCACAAAUCUCAAGUGCAAAACAUAGGUGACCAUUUAUAAUAAGCACAAAUUUUUAACCACAGAAUGUCUACAAGAAUUAUAGCUUUAAAAAAUACAACCAAUUUUUAUAUCUCAAAAAUAACUCAAAUAAAUUAAUUUCUUAAAAAGUA